Entelurus aequoreus (snake pipefish) is the source of this 7126-nucleotide messenger RNA. RefSeq names its product phospholipid phosphatase-related protein type 4-like. Gene Ontology annotation, molecular function: phosphatidate phosphatase activity. Gene Ontology annotation, biological process: axonogenesis; phospholipid metabolic process; phospholipid dephosphorylation. The record is from RefSeq and is a predicted model, not a curated record. Lineage: Eukaryota; Metazoa; Chordata; Actinopteri; Syngnathiformes; Syngnathidae. Bases 1430 to 3868 code for a protein of 812 amino acids. The transcript is spliced from 11 exons.
UAUGUGUGUCAGCGCAGACGCGCUGACACACAAGGUCACUACCCCAGCAGCUGGCCGACUUGCAGCAAUGCGGAACACCUUGCAGUGCACCAAGCUGCCACAAUGGAUGCGGGAACUAGACCCAGCAGGCCCCAGCCAAGACGGGCACCCGGAAGGGAUGGACGGUGGGACCCAGGAGCUCCAGACACGCAGCCCCGGAUGCAGUAGCCUGAGGCGCCGUAUGAGGGGCCGUUAGGGACAUUAUUCAGAAUUACCUCCUACAUACACUACUGAAAUGCUCUCACAUAAACAACUGAAAUGUUUUUCUCUCACACACACUACUGAAACACUCUUAUACACACUACUGAAACAUUCUUAUACACACUACUGAAAUGCUCUCACAUAAACAACUGAAAUCUUUUUCUCACACACACACUACUGAAACACUCUUAUACAUACUACUGAAACACUCUUACAUACACUACUGAAAUGCUCUCACAUAAACAACUAAAAUGUUUUUCUCUCACACACCCUACUGAAACACUCUUAUACACACUACUGAAACACUCUUACAUACACUACUGAAAUGCUCUCACAUAAACAACUCAAAUGUUUUUCUCUCACACACCCUACUGAAACACUCUCAUAAACACUACUGAAUUGUUUUUCUCUUACGCACACACACACACACAUGGAAUUAUUUUUCAAUAGUAUGUAUAAACGGAUUUAACCUGUGUGUGUGUGAGCUUUUCACGUGCGUGUAAGAGAAAACAAUUUCAGUAGUAUGUGUGCAAGGAUUUCAGUUGUGUGUAUAAGAGAGGUUGCAUUCCGGUUCCGGUCAUCAAUAAUGCCCGCCCCUUUUCAGACAAGUUUUUUAUUUAUUUUUUAAAGCCAAGUUGUUUGUGAACAAAAUGUCUGCCUAACUGCCGACAAGUAGCUUAACCGAGGCAGGAGCUCUACUUCAUAAUUUGACGGCUUCAGCGGAGAAUAUAAGAACACUUUCAAUGCAACAACGGUCGGGCUGCAGCCGUCGGUUGCACCUGCUUACGGCGACACCUGAGCGGCCACAAAGCGGCUACUUUCUCCUUUCGACAGCCAAGCAGCCUGAAGCAAUCGUGCCGUUGCGAGUGUGCGCUGCAGCAUUAUCAAGCGCAACGUUUCAGCUCAUGGACAUCGGGGCAAGAGGAGGAAAAGAUAGUUUGGUUUUUGAACCUGACAUCUUCUUGGUCCUUCGAGCCGGAUUCCAACACAUCUGACGAUUCCAGCAGGAGGGGUGAGAAAAGACAGACAGACCAUGGCUACAGCAACCAUCUCCCCAUUGAGGAGAUGGUUUUCUUCUCUCUGGCUGGGAUCUGAGGAUUGACGGGAAACCGAGGACAAGAGGGAGGAGCGCAAAAUUGUGGUUGGGGAGGCCAUCGUAUUCUGCUACCUGUCCAGGAGGUCAUCUACCAUGCAGAUUGAGACCAACAUCCACGCAGCCGGCUGCCAUUUUAACUCCUACAUUCGCAGGGCUGUUCGCUUCAUAGGCGUCCACAUUUUCGGCUUGUGUGUGACCGCGCUGAUAACGGACAUUUUCCAGCUGUCGACUGGACAGCACACCCCUUACUGGCUGGAUGUUUGCAAACCCAAUUUAACACACAUCAACAUGUCAACUUGCGACGAAGCUUUUAUUUUGGAGGAUAUCUGUUCCGGACAAGACAUCAGCCUCAUCACAGCUGGGAGGAAGUCCUUCCCCUCCCAGCAUGCAACCUUGGCUGCCUUUGGAGCGGUCUAUGUCUCAAUGUAUUUCAACACGGUGCUGACGGACUCCACCAAGCUGCUGAAGCCUCUUUUGGUGUUUUCUUUCAUCAUGUUGGCCAUUUUGGCCGGACUCACCAGGAUUAUCCAGUUCCGAAACCACCCUGUGGAUGUCUACUGUGGAUGGAUGCUAGGGACAGCCAUUGCUAUCUAUCUGGGCAUUUAUGCAGUGGGAAGUUUCCAGCCUUGCGAAGCCAAGCCAAGAAAGCGACGACUCGCCCUCACCCUAAGAAAGUCGCCCCCACCUUCUGUUUCGAGUGUCAGCCAAUCAGAAGUGAGCAACAACCGCCAAGUGGGCCACCACAUGUUGACACCCAGUCAACCGGAACCAAUCAACACCAGGUCCACCACCCACACCUUCUCCCCCAAUCAGGCAGAGCGGAUCCUCACACGAAGCUCCUCCUACCGGGAGCCAUCCAGGUCCAGUCUGAAGGUCGCCAAUGCUGAAGUGAAGGUCAUCGUUCCGCCAAGUCCUUUGGAGAGUUCUGACAAGUCCUUCAGCAGUAGCACACUGCCAAGGUCGCAUGGUGGCUCCUCAUCAGAGGGUUGUCGUAUUCCUCGGCGUCAUGCCUCGAUCCACACUUCAAUGGAUUCAGUGCGAUCCAAACAACUCCUCAACCAGUGGAAGAAUAAGAAUGACAACAGGAAGCUGUCUCUGCAGGUGAUGGAUGGAAUAAGAGCAGUGUCUUUAUCUCCUCAAAGAAAUGUGCAGUUGCAUUAUCCCUCUGAACCAUCGGCCAUGGUUUUGGCUCCAGAGCCCUAUAGUGGAAAUUACAUGCCUUUGGUCCCUGGCCAGGAAGCUGGGGCCCACAUCCCUGCUCAGUACAACAAAAUACCUGCUGGCUGCGUUCCAAUAGCCAAUAAUAAUCCCCUCAACCAGAACGGAGGUGUUGGUUUGCCCGGUGGAUCCAGAAUGACUAUUCAGUCUCGUCCCGGAUCGUCUCAGCUAGUUCAUAUUCCUGAGGAGGAGAAUUCUACGAUCAAGGAUCAGGAGAGUGAAUCAGAAGACAGCACGGUUGAUGUGUUUGGAUCAGCAAAACAAAACUGGAUGAGAGUAACAGAGAAGACAACUCUUCCAUGUAGACCACUCAGUGCAGGCGGUCAACCCAGACUCAUGCAGGUAAUGUCUUUCUCAAAACACCACGGCUUGCUCAACUCUACUCGAUCGGAGGACAGCGGCAGCGUUGUCAGUUGCACGGGAUCCAUUCGCUACAGAGCUCUUACGGAUCACGACCCGUCACCACCAGCGUCCACCACUGGCGCAGCGGAAAUAGAAGGCAAAGGUUUGGAGCGAACCGGCAGUAUAGUCCGUGUUGAAGCCCACCCAGAGUCGAGAGUAAAAAGGCCCUUUGUGAAACCUCCAAGCACUGAUGGAAGCGGCUCUUGGCGAUGGAAUCCAGCGGACAAACAACUAUCGCUACGGCAGCCAGCUUUUACCGUCAACAAUACGGACUGCUACGAUUCCCUUAAGGAUGGCGGGCCAUUAGAUGGGCGGGAGAGUGAAAUGGUGACCAAGUUCGAAAAUAAAAGUGUUGGAGAAGGAGUUUCAAACAGUAGUCUCCCACAUAUGAUAUAUUCACUCCAUCCGUCACAAACUAACAAACCCAACCAUUUUCAGGACCACGACUCAAACAGACCUCCCACUCUGAGCGCCAUAAACGCUCCUCCUUUCCAUCCACACCCUCAGGCUAUCACGACCAUCAGAGUCACGCCUGUGGAAGGCACUGGCGCCAGCAGUGAUGGCAGCUCCGAGUGCCAAUCGGUUGCGUCUUCCAGCCGAGAGUCUACCUUGCGGAAAAAGAGUGUCACCGACAUUCACCACACCCAAGACCAAGGGCUCAUCUCUGAUCACCUUCUCAGUCAGAAAAGCAGCUUCUUCGACAGUGAAAGUGGCAAUCAUUUCAGUGAAAACCUUCACCAUUUUCAAGACAACCCAAUGCACCCCAACAGGCAGUUGCAAGGAAUGCUUGGUCGUCCAAGUCCACACCCUCCACCUACUUUACCCCGCCCUCUGAUGACUUACCCCCCACCUUCACCUUCCGGGUUGGCCUUGAUGACGAGCUCAUGUGAAGUUCAUGCAUUUAAACGUUAAACUGUUGCUGAGUGAGUUUUUUCUACUCUGAGAAGUACACACAUUGAGAUCAUUGUGCCGACCGGACUGGGCCGGACCCAUUUGCGGACUACAUCUGUGUAGAAAACGCCACAGAGAACACUGUCAUAACUGCAGGCUAAACUUUUGUCAGUGUGACCCGCCUGAUUCAGUCCCUGCUUUACUGUUCCGCCCAGGAUUCGAUCCUGGGUCAUCCGGCAUGACCCGGUAACCAGCACUGCUGAUAAGUUUGUCAGAGAGUACCCAGUAGGAACAAGGCAUUGAAACAACGUUGAGAACUUGUUGAAUUAGGUCCUGACAAUAGGCAACUCAAACACAACGUUGAAACAACAUGCUUUUUGACGACGUUAAAUCAAUGUUGGGUUCUUGCGUUGAUUCGACCAUUGAAUUUUGGUCAUUUCCCAACCAAUAUUCUAAAGUUAAAGUUAAAGUACCAACGAUUGUCACACACACACUAGGUGUGGUGAAAUUUGUCCUCUGCAUUUGACCCAUCCCCUCGUUCACCCCCUGGGAGGUGAGGGGAGCAGUGGCAGCAGCGGUGGCUGCUCCCGGGAAUAAUUUUGGGUGAUUUAACCCCCAAUUCCAACCCUUGAUGCUACGUGCCAAGCAAGGAGGUAAUGUGUCCCAUUUUUAUAGUCUUUGGUAUGACUCGGCUUCACCAUUGAAAUUUGGUCAUUCUAAAACACAAAUACAACUUUGAAACAACAUGCUUUUUGACAACGUUUAAUCAAUGUCGGGUUGUGUCGUUGAUUUGACCAUUGAAUUUUUCCAACCAACAACGUGGAUCUAAUGUUAGUUAUCAAUAUUUACAAACUAUUUUGCAACGUUCUUUCUAAGUCCAUUUUAAAAUAUAUAUACAGUAUGUGUAAUCAACGUUGUAUCAAUGUCUUGUGCCUGCUGGGUAUUUGGUUAAAGGCCUACUGAAAUGAAAUUGUUUUAUUUAAACGGGGAUAGCAGAUCCAUUCUUUGUGUCAUACUUGAUCAUUUCGCGAUAUUGCCAUAUUUUUGCUGAAAGGAUUUAGUAGAGAACAUCGACGAUAAAGUUCGCAACUUUUGGUCGCUGAUAAAAAAAGCCUUGCCUGUACCGGAAGUAGCGUGACGUCGCAGGUCGAAGGGCUCCUUACAUUUCCCCAUUGUUCACACCAGCAGCGAGAGCGAGAAAGCAACGUUUACCCCAUUAAUUUGAGCGAGGAUGAAAGAUUCGUGGAUGAGGAACGUGAGAGUGAAGGACUAGAGUGCAGUGCAGGACGUAACUUUUUUCGCUCUGACCGUAACUCAGGGCUCAUUGGAUUCCACACUUUCUCCUUUUUCUAUUGUGGAUCACGGAUUUGUAUUUUAAACCACCUUGGAUACUAUAUCCUCUUGAAAAUGAGAGUCGAGAACACGAAAUGGACAUUCACAGUGACUUUUAUCUCCACGACAAUACAUCGGUGAAGCACUUUAGCUACGGAGCUAACGUGAUAGCAUUGUGCUUAAAUGCAGAUAGAAACAAAAGAAAUAAGCCCCUGACUGGAAGGAUAGACAGAAGAUCAACAAUACUACUAUCAGGAGACACCGAACCAAACACUGGACCUAUAACUACACGGUUAGUGCUGUGCCGCCUGUCGAAGCCUAGCAAUGCUGUUUUUAACGACACCAUUGAAGCUAACUUAGCUACGGGACCUCGUCAGAGCUAUGAUAAAAACAUUAGCGCUCCACCUACGCCAGCCCUCUUCUGCUCAUCAACACCCGUGCUCACCUGCGUUCCAGCGAUCGACGGCGCGACGAAGGACUUCACCCGAUCAUCGAUGCGGUCGGCGGCUAGUGUCGGAUAGCGCGUCUGCUAUCCUCAAAGUCCUCCUGGUUGUGUUGCUGCAGCCAGCCGCUAAUACACCGAUCCCACCUACAGCUUUCUUCUUUGCUGUCUCCAUUGUUCAUUAAACAAAUUGCAAAAGAUUCACCAACACAGAUGUCCAGAAUACUGUGGAAUUUUGCGAUGAAAACAGAGCUGUUUGUAUUGGGAUACAAUGUGUCCCAAUACUUCCGUUUCAACCAUUGACGUCACGCUCAAACGUCAUCAUACAUAGACGUUUUCAACCGGAAGUUUCCCGGGGAAUUUAAAAUUGCACUUUAUAAGUUAACCUGGCCGUAUUGGCAUGUGUUGCAAUGUUAAGAUUUCAUCAUUGAUAUAUAAAUUAUCAGACUGCGUGGUUGGUAGUAGUGGGUUUCAGUAGGCCUUUAAAGUAGUCCAAGAAAUUUGAUUUCAUUCACUUUUUCUAUCGCAGUAUAAUUUAUGUUGACAUUUCUACGUACGUCAUUAUGUGGUCAUAGCAGAAUUGCCAAGAAAAAUACAGGUUUCAGACAGGCCAAUGAAACAAGGAGGCUUAAUACUGAUCAAAUCCUGCAUCCUGAAGAAGACUCUCUAUCGCUGAUGUUGGAUGAAAACUGUUUGGUAUGUCAAGUCCAGGAGUCUAACCCACUCUUUUAGGUGUGUAUCUUGAAUAGGUGAAUACUAUUUGCACAUUUUGUGCGCCUGGUCUUUAAAAGGUCUGCGUGUACUGAUCAUCAGAAUGUCCACAUACUCAUCUAGUGUGAUUUAUCAAGCCUGGAAGAGUUUGCGGCUGCUUUUUUUUUUGCGUUCGUAUUUUGACAUGUUUGGAAGGUAUGCGCAGACCGGCACAGUUGCGGACAAAAAGCCGUGCAGAAGGACGAUGGCGAGACAAUCCUCCGUCCACGUGUUCGUGUCUACGUACUUGGACUGUCCUAACUGAAAUCGGAGUACAGUAAAGCCACUACGGCUGUGAAUCUUUGGGCAUCACACGAUUCGUUUUGAUUCGAUUCUUGGCGGUAUGUAUUUAUUCACAAUUACUGCUAUCAUGACCGAAGCUCCAAAACAACCAAAGAAACAAAAAGUUUUUUUUUUUAAAAGAGAAUGCGACCCGCACAAAAGGACAGUCAGGAGCAACAUUUCCCCUGCUGGCGUGAUCUCAAAGAUGAGGAGGGAUUUAGAAUAGAAUAUAUCUUUAUUGUCAUUGUACAUUGUACAACAAAAUUGCAAGCAAACUAAUUUAGUGCAAAUUCAUAAUGACACAUAAAAAACAUAAGAACAUGGUACUCAGAUAAAUAGAUAAAAAUAAUACAUAAAAUACCAAGCACACAGCUCACAUGCACAGUCAUUCUUUUUCUUCAUUCUCAGCCUUGUGUUCAGCGACACGAUUGCUCUCGGGUAAAAAGUGUUCUUAAAUCUGUUUGCCCGGCAUU